GACACGAUGCGGGGAGCUGGAGCAGCCCUCUGACAUCACCAGAUGGAAGCUGUGUGAUGAGAAUAGCAGAGCCAAAAAGGAGGAAACCAGGUCUCCCACCAGGAGACCCGUGCCCGCUCUGGAACGCUUAUGCUCAGACUGUUACGCCCGAAAAAGAAACAUCCACUUUGGUUUCUCUUUUGCACAGCAUCCUCCCCUUAAAAUACCACAGCAGCUUCAAUUGUACCUUAACUAAUAUACCCUUGUAAAGGGGACCCACGAGGAAAGCAUCGAGUCAAAUUGCACCGAGAACCGAGAAGAGGUACGACCCUCUUUCUGGUAAACGCGUCAUCGGAAAACCCUGCCCGCGUCUCCAGGCCCCGUUUGCAGGUGGGACCGUUUUCCGGCUGUGGAUGCGUGUGUACCCGGGGCUCCUCAGGGGCCGACGUCCCCCACAGCCACCGUGUCUCAGGUUCACAGGCCACCGUGUCCCAUUUGCAUCUCUGCUUGGCUCUGAAGGCCACGCCUGAGAAGACAGCCCUCCUACCUUUUCUCAGCAGCGCCCUCCGAGUGGGACAGAAGUGGGAGGUUCUCGGCUGGUACUGCUCUGGCUCCCGAGGGGCCCGCAGGGCUUCCCGGCACUGAGUGUGAAACUGCCGAGGACCCUCACGGUUUCGAACUGAGCAGACCCUGCCGCAUUCUGCGGGGGUCAAAACCAGUGACGGAAGUGACUUAUGACAGAGAAGAUGUUACUCCCUGCUGGGGGCAGGCACCAAUAACAACAUGUGAUCGUGGUCCUUGGAAUGAUCAGUGAAAAUACUGAAUGAAAUUCAGGUAAUAACGAUGCCGAACUCUUCAGUGUAGCCUGUGACGAAGAGUUCUCCAAACGAGGACUACACUGAGAGCACAGAAAGGGGAAGAAAAGAGCUACUGUUUAAUGAGCACUUAAUGUGCCGUAAACGUUAUGUACAUUUUCUCAUUUAGUCAUCUCAAAAACCCCAUGAGGAAGUAUUAUAACUGUUUUUUCUCAAAGCCGAAACGCUAAAGAAAGUAACUUGUCAAAGAUUGCACAGCUGGGAAGCAAAAAGGCCAGGAUGUUGAUGUUCUGGUGAUUUAUGUCCCUUCCAUAUCUUGCAGUCUCGUGGACACUUUGAGGCUGGCCUUAUCAGACGACGGGGGAGGCAAGCGAGAUCCUGGACACAGCUGUGGGGAUGGAAGUCUCCGGGGGAGGGGGCAGUUUGUAAUGGAUGCAGGAAAGCGAGGAAAGAAAGUGGCAGAGAGACACGUUGAAAAACUGGCUACCUGCUUUGGAUCAUCCCAGUGCCCCACAAAACAAAAAAGAUAUCAAAAUAAGCACAGCUCGCUGAGCCCCGAGGGAGAAGGGAUUGUGGGAGAGGCUGGUAGCAGAUAAGCCCAGGGAGAGCCGGCCCGGCAGCAAGAUGAGAGAGUUCUGGAAACGAAGUUCUGCUACGCUCUGGACACUGAAGCAUAUGGCUGAGUAACCGGUCAGUCGAGCUUUUUCUACAGAAUGGAUCUCAGAUGAUGGAACAAUGUUCUCCAGACAAGAGCGGGAAAGGAUAGAACAUAGAGACAUUGAUGAGGCAAAGAGAAUGAUGCUCCUGAGGCUGUCUGUAGUUCUCCAACACUUACGUUUACGUGGGCAUUGGAGCACGGCGCAGCUGGAGACCACAGCAGACUGCCGGAGCAGCAUUAUCGUUCAGCAUUAGGGCCCUGUUAAUUGGACUCAGCACAACAAUAAUGAUCACGGACUUGUCUUCCUGAGUUUCCCAUUUCUACAUUCUUGGCUGUAAUAAUCAUACAGAUCAUCCUUCCUCCAAAAAAAAAAAGUUUCAGAAUCCAGCCACUAUUAUAUGGACCUGGCCUGUUGGUGGAGCUUACUGAGGCAUGCUUUAUGAGAACCUCAUCAUAACCGUAGAGCCUUCCAGAGGCUCGCUCCUCGGAGUGUGGUCCGUGGACCAGCAGAGUCAGCAUCGUGUGGGGUGAAGAAUCUCAGCCUCACUUGAGACAAGUUGACUCAGAACCUGCAUUUCAACAAGAUAUUCCCACCCCCACCCCCACCUGUGGUGUGACUGCACUUUAAAGCUGAGAAGCACUGAUGUAAAGACUCCAUCUGCCUGCAGAAGAGGGAUCAGGCCUGCAGCAGGUGCUCCUCUCCCAGAGGCUCCACUAUGGCUCCAAAAGGCUCUGGAAAGAGCUAAUGUACCCGCUGGCCUAGCUCCGGACCUGGCUCAUUCAUCGUCAGUGACUGUGUGCCCACCCCCAAGACACACGCCCACCUACAGUUUCCCUCGAGGCUCUCUGGGCCUCCUCUCAUGUGGAUCGAGUGACUCUCCUUCUGCCUUCCUCCCAAACACGCUCACCGUUCCCACGGAGCUGUUGUUUGCUGGGCGGACCUGAGCCCGAGACUCACACACUGAGGACAGGUGUUGUCAUCAGAGGGAUGGUGACUGCAAAUAGCAGGAAAAUAUUGUGCAAUCUUAACCACACAAGCUGCUGUGAAAAGAGGAAGUAACAGACUGGGGUGAGAAAGGAUCAGAAGCUCAAGAACAAAGGAAAAUUUCAUCAUGGACAUGGACCACAGUGUGAGACUCACACACGCUGCGCGGGAUCUGUGCCCAGUGGGACAGCUGAAGCAGGGAUGAGAGGCAGAAGGCCGAGAAGAAAGCCAAAUGCCAAUCUGUUCUUGGGAUCCCGGAGCUGCUUCUCUUUUCCUCUUCAAAUGUGGCUCAAAGCACACACGGCCUUUCCACAUGGCUGCCCCGCGGCGGGGUCGUUCAGUCUCCCUUAGCCCCAGACUCAGGUGGAAUCUGCUUGCUGCAGGCGUGGAAAGUGCCCAGCCUUUUAAGAUGGAAUCUCGAAGGUAUCAGGUGCCUGCCUGUAUUUCCCUGGAAGUUUGAUCUGUAUGCUCCUGCUGAGGGUGGCUAGGGGCCCUCCGCUGUGAUGGUCCUUCCAGGGCAGCACGCCAGACCUAUCCCACCUGGGACUCUGGGCAUCUCGGCCACUGGAGCUGCCAGUCUCAGAUUACAGGGGAGGGGAGAUCCCCAGACCUCAGGCUCUCUGUGCAGUGCAAACCUGAACUCUCUUGUCGGCUGCUGUGAGACUGCCCCAGAGUGGGAUCUUCGUGCCCAGGCCCUUCCCAUUCACGGGGGGGAGUCAUUUUGCUUCUCUGGGAAUUUAUAGAGGCUCCGAAAAAAAGAUGAACUGGUCCUAUUCCUGCAUCUCCUUUUGUUGGAUUUACUUUGCUGCCUUCAGACUGAGAGUUGCAGAAACAGCAGAUGGAAAAUAUGCUCAGAAGUUGUUCAAUGACCUUUUUGAAGAUUAUUCCAGUGCUCUUCGUCCAGUAGAAGAUACAGAUGAGGUCCUGAAUGUCACACUGCAGAUCACGCUUUCUCAGAUUAAGGACAUGGACGAAAGAAACCAAAUUCUGACUGCCUAUUUGUGGAUCCGCCAAAUCUGGCACGACGCGUAUCUCACGUGGGACCGAGACCAGUAUGAUGGGCUGGACUCCAUCAGGAUCCCCAGCGACCUGGUGUGGAGGCCGGACAUUGUCCUGUACAACAAGGCUGACGAUGAACCUUCCGAGCCUGUGAAUACCAAUGUGGUCCUGCGGUAUGAUGGGCUGAUCACCUGGGAUGCACCGGCCAUCACCAAAAGCUCCUGUGUGGUGGAUGUCACCUACUUCCCCUUUGAUAACCAGCAGUGCAACCUGACCUUUGGCUCCUGGACCUACAAUGGCAAUCAGGUGGACAUCUUUAACGCCCUGGACAGCGGAGACCUGUCCGACUUCAUCGAAGAUGUGGAGUGGGAGGUCCAUGGCAUGCCUGCGGUGAAGAACGUGAUCUCCUAUGGCUGCUGCUCGGAGCCGUACCCUGACGUGACAUUCACCCUCCUUCUGAAGAGGAGGUCCUCCUUCUACAUUGUCAACCUCCUCAUCCCAUGCGUCCUCAUAUCUUUUCUGGCUCCCUUGAGUUUUUAUCUCCCUGCAGCCUCUGGGGAAAAGGUCUCCCUGGGCGUGACCAUCCUUUUGGCCAUGACUGUAUUUCAGCUCAUGGUGGCAGAGAUCAUGCCAGCCUCAGAAAAUGUCCCUCUCAUAGGAAAAUACUACAUAGCUACGAUGGCCUUGAUCACAGCCUCCACUGCCUUGACCAUCAUGGUGAUGAAUAUCCACUUCUGCGGGGCUGAGGCCCGGCCAGUGCCCCCCUGGGCCAGGGUGGUGUUCCUGAAGUACAUGUCCAGGAUGUUGUUCGUCUAUGAUGUGGGCGAGAGCUGCCUCAGCCCCCACCGUGACAGGGAGCGGGACCACCUCACGAAGGUUUAUGACAAACUUCCAGAGCCUAAUCUGAAAAUAGCCAGGAACAACGGCCCUCCCAGGAAGAAGGAGAUGAACAAACUGGUAAAGAAUGAUUUGGGGUGCCGGGGAGAGAACCCGCACGAUGCUGACAGCUACUGCGCACGGUUCAAAGUGCUGACGAGGAAUAUCGAAUACAUUGCCAAGUGCCUCAAAGACCACAAGGCCACCAAUUCCAAGGGGAGUGAAUGGAAGAAGGUUGCAAAAGUCAUAGAUCGAUUCUUCAUGUGGAUAUUUUUCAUUAUGGUGUUCGUGAUGACUAUUUUGAUCAUAGCAAGGGCAGAUUAGUAGGUAUUUGGUAUGCGGGGAAAAAUCAGUAGAAUUCCCUAUGAUCUACUCUAAUAAUUCUUGCAAGACAUACAUACAUACAUGCAUAUAUAUAUGAAUAUAUGAUAUAAACACAAAUACGGUGUAUAAUAUAUAGACACAAAUAUAUCUAAUUCAUAAUUUAGGUGUUAUGUUGUCUUUAACUUCAAAUCAAGAAAAAAGAAAACUCAUGGGCACGGACAACAAUGUGGU
Molecule: messenger RNA, 4867 nt
Organism: Phyllostomus hastatus (greater spear-nosed bat)
Lineage: Eukaryota; Metazoa; Chordata; Mammalia; Chiroptera; Phyllostomidae
Gene: CHRNA9
Product: cholinergic receptor nicotinic alpha 9 subunit
Exons: 13
Coding region: 3197-4636 (479 amino acids)
Biological process (GO): nervous system process; regulation of membrane potential; monoatomic ion transmembrane transport
Cellular component (GO): synapse; postsynaptic membrane; neuron projection
Molecular function (GO): acetylcholine-gated monoatomic cation-selective channel activity; transmembrane signaling receptor activity
Source: RefSeq, a predicted model, not a curated record